AGUGUAAGUUAUGCAUAAUGGAUGCAGAAGAUGUUGACACGAAGCACACGUGUAGACUGCAUUCCCAUUUCCCACCGACUUAACCCUCCUAAGUAACUUUCCCUCGUUUCCUAUCCGAAGAAUGGAAUCAAACUUCCUUCAUUUGGCAUUUGGCAGCAUGCAACGUUUUGUCGACCAUGUUCUCGCCGUUACCAAAGAGUCGGUGAAGACGUUAACUUACGAGUCCUUGAACAACUUCGUCAGAUUCAUCAAUGGCGUCUCCGCUCUUCUCUUGACACUGCUGCCUGGAAAUGCUACUAUCCUUGAAGGUAUUCACGGUUGGGAGCUCAGGCCAACUUUUCGUGCUCCACGCCUUCCACGUUGGAUGGAAAAUGGCGUUUCCUCUUUCAACCACUUUGUUCACCAGCUUUCUCUCGAUUCCGAUGUUUCCAGCCUCGAUUAUUCAUCUGCAGAUGAAGACACUGAUGCCUACGAUGAAUAUGCUGAUUCUCCCUCUUCUCAAAACUCCAGAACCUCCACAUCUAGUUUUUCUGAUUAUGGUAGGCAUCGUCACAUCAAUUGCUUCCGCUAUAUCCUUCUUUGGAUUUUGCUUCCGAUACAGUUUUUGCUGCGGAUUCCAUUUCGCCUUUUCCACUUAGCUUAUUCUGCAGUGUCAAAGCCACCAGCUAUAUCUGCCAAUCAACACCCUUCAAAUUCACAUUCACAUUAUAAUAGAAUGCAAAGCCUCAAGGACCACAUGAUCCAUCGUGCUACUGAUAGGAGACGUGGGGUCGUAGAGGAUCUUCAUAUGGCUAUGGAGAUAUUUAUAGAAGCUGUUUUUGAUGUUGUGCACAAUGCAGUGCAUCUUCUUCUUUCCCCAUCAGAAGCUUUAGGAAAAUUAUUCAGGUUGUUUUCAUCUCAUGAAAGAGGCAUUGUAAGUGAUCAAGUUGUUGGGGAUGCCACUGUUUCCUCAUCUACACUUGGAGAGAAUGAUCCGACACCUAGAGAGAGGAAUACCAGUUUUCGGCAACCUCUGAACACGGACGCCCGGACAUGUCAAGAUGUCAUAACGGAGCUAGGGUAUCCGUUUGAAGCUAUUCAUGUGAUCACUAAGGAUGGAUAUGUUCUUCUUUUAGAAAGAAUUCCUAGGCGAGAUGCAAGUAAAGCUGUUUUUCUUCAGCAUGGAGUCUUUGAUUCAUCAAUGGGUUGGGUAUCUAAUGGUAUUGUUGGCUCUCCCGCUUUUGCAGCCUAUGAUCAAGGGUAUGAUGUAUUUCUGGGAAACUUUCGUGGUUUGGUUUCUAGGGAACAUGUCAACAAGAACAUCUCGUCUCGUGCAUACUGGCAGUACUCCAUCAACGAACAUGGGACUGAGGAUAUUCCUGCUCUGAUAGAGAAAAUUCAUCAAGUAAAAACUGCUGAAUUGAAGCUAAGCAAGCCUGGUGUUGAGGAGGAAAGUAAUGGUGAUCAGCUUUACAAGCUUUGUGCAAUUUGCCAUAGUUUGGGAGGAGCUUCUAUGAUAAUGUAUGUUGUUACACGUAGAAUAGAAGCGAAGCCCCAUAGACUUUCAAGAUUGGUUUUGUUAUCACCUGCUGGAUUUCAUCACGACUCUAACCUAGUCUUUUCUGUGGUGGAGCAUGUAUUAUUUUUGCUGGCCCCUAUUUUGUCUCGUAUUUUCCCAGCCUUCUAUAUACCAACCAGGUUUUUCCGUAUGCUUGUUAACAAGUUAGCUCGAGACCUGCAGAACCUGCCUGCAGUUGGAGGAUUGGUUCAAACUUUAGUAGGUUAUGUUGUUGGUGGGGACAGCUCAAAUUGGGUUGGAGUUUUAGGAUUACCACAUUACAACAUGAAUGACAUGCCAGGAGUAUCUUUUGGUGUUGCUCUCCAUCUUGCACAGAUAAAGCGUACUAGAAGAUUUAGAAUGUUUGAUUAUGGGAGUGCUUAUGCUAAUGUCAGAGAGUAUGGUUCCCCUGAGCCUUUGGAUUUGGGUGAACACUAUGGACUCAUCAACAUUCCUGUUGAUCUGGUUGCUGGUCAAAAAGACAGAGUGAUACGACCUUCAAUGGUAAAGAGACACUAUAAAUUGAUGAAGGAUGCAGGUGUGCAUGCGUCAUAUAAUGAGUAUGAAUAUGCUCAUUUGGACUUUACCUUCUCUCACCGUGAAGAACUUUUGUCAUAUGUUAUGUCACGUUUGCUACUUGUGGAACCCAAUUCAAAGAAUCAAGUUAAUCAAAGGGCUGCAAGAUGGAGGAAGAAAGGACAGGUUUGAGUUACUGGGUAGGAUGAGAAUCUAUACAUUAUCAUCUCCUACUGGUGUGUACUGCUGGAUGGAGCUGUAUAUAUACCUGGCUGGUAACAGAGCUGCUCUGACAUGCGUCAUCCCUUCCUUUAAUUUUUAUUUUUUUUUUAUUUUUAUAUAUAUAGAAGAAAUGGACUUUAAAAAGGUUUAAAAAAAUGUAGGAAUACAUUGUAAAAUAGUCUCAACCCUAUGAUGUGAACUCUGUAUUUGGGUUUAAAGAUGUGAACUCUGGCCCGCCCACGAAACCGUCCGGGUCUCAGAUACACUUACACCACCA
Molecule: messenger RNA, 2552 nt
Organism: Cajanus cajan (pigeon pea)
Lineage: Eukaryota; Viridiplantae; Streptophyta; Magnoliopsida; Fabales; Fabaceae
Biological process (GO): lipid metabolic process
Source: RefSeq, a predicted model, not a curated record